AUGGCGGUGCAAAGAAAGUUCGUCGACAAAGGAUUGUUAAAAAAUGUCAUUCGUCAUACAGAUGCCUCCAACAAGGUAGGUGUAUACUUUUGUCACAUAUUUAUAGAGUUUCGUUUCGUCUUGAAUAUUGUGUUAAGAAAUCUGUUAAACCAUCUCGCGAGAGCACAAAAAAAGACAGCCGGCUUUGGUGCCUCUUUUCCCACAGUCAGCCAAAGCGACAACCAAACACAAGUUUGUGUUCGCAGGCUACUUAGCAUGGGAUAGUUUGUUGAAGCUUUGAUUAACAGCUCUAGAGUUAAAUUGGAUGACACUUCACAAAUGAAUUCAACUAAUUAAUGGAGUUGCGCUAAAAUGUAAUAAUCCAUGAAAAUCCUAAUAUUGCACAUCUUUGCGCUCUGUUGUCUGUUCGUUUUGUCAAAGGAAACGUGAUAUAUUGUCAGAUUCAAACUGUAUUUUGUCGCCGGCCAAAGCAAAUCUUUCCCUGUAAGAUCUACUUUCUAAUAGAAAAUAAAUUAACCGUAAAUUUAUUCAUUAAAUUCAUGCGUGCACGUCUCCAAUCACUAAUAAAUCCUUUAUUCAAAGAUCCAAGAGGAGAGUGAAAUGUGGAGGCAGCAUGAGUUAAUGAAUACACGAAGAAACGAAGCAAGUUGGUCAUCGUCAAAGGACACAAAAAGGUAACAUAUUUUUAUGUGCCCAGAAUAGACCUUGUCGUGUUUUUGGAAGCCAUCUUGAUGAGUAGGGAACUGCUUGAGAAAUUACAGUGUUUGUAUGAGAAUCUAAUGUCGAAUAACUUCCGUAAAAACGGCUGUUCUGAAAAAAAUAAUUAUGAAUUGUAUACUAAAGCUACACAGCAAUGGAUUUUACCAACAAAUUUUGGUGGCAAUAAUUGUGCUUAAAUUUCUCCAGAUGCUUGUUUUAGAUUUUCCAUAUAUUUUUUCUGCAAUUUUUAUUGUUCCUGGGAAAUUUUAGUUGGCAGGAAGAAAAAUUUUUACAGACAAAUGUAUAGAACAUUUGAAAAAGUGGUUCUAGCACAUGCAACUGCAUGUAACACCCUCAAACUUUUUCAUUAGAAUUGUUAGAAGUGAAGCUUUGGUUAACCAGGGCUGUCAAAAAGUUUUAAGUAGCAGCUUGAUAAUGAAUACCUGUAGUAGGCGGCUUUAGAACUCGCACCAAAGGCACAAGUUCUUAAGGGCUGGAACAACAUCUAGGGACAUUUUGAAAUUUAGAGUCUCGGAAAUUGUAUUUCCAGGGGUUUUCAAGAGGUAUUUUCCACCGCCAAUGCCAUGUUGUUUCGUCGGAAUACAUACAAGACUGUGAACAAUGCUGUCCAAAUGUCCUACGCGUUCCACAACAUCGCACGGUUCGAACGUUUCACUGAUCUAAACUUGUCUAAAUAUGUGUUCUAUGUCAUUCAAACCUGGGAAAUGCAUGCUUUACAAUUUUAUUGGAUGGUGCUUAUUUUUUUGUUAGCUUAUCUUUUUGUUAUUGGAUGGUGCUUAUCUUUUUCAGAACAGCCAUUUUACGGAAAUUAUUCCACAAUUUCUGACUUGGUUGCCUACUCGUCAAGUUGGCUUCCAAAACUGUGGCAAGGUCUAUGCAGAACUAGAAAAAAGCAGGCUAGAACUCCAGAUUAACUCAAACUCAGAAACAGCCAGCAUUAUUCCAGGUUCGGUUUUACGGGAACGGUAGAACCCAGUUAGUUCAGACACCAAGGGAGAAUGCCAUAGUGUCCAUUUUAUCUGGGUGUCUGUAUUAAGCGGGCUCUCAGGAAAAAUGCCACGGACACGUGUUUUAACAAUAAUAACACAGACUUUUUUGCAAGACAAUGUUGAUGAAUAACUGCAACUUAUUAUGGUUUAUCCAAAAGAAAGCCGAUGAUCAUUAAAUUUUGUCAUAGUCUUGGACUAAAUUAACCUUAAGUUUUUAAACAAAGUGUUGUUCUUGAUAAACGGUAAUGGAAUCCGUGACUUUUUCCUGAUGCUUUUAGUUUGGGACUCAGCUGGGUGGAUUGAAUACUAGACAGAGCUGCUUUGAAAGGUCAUUCUCCCCAUUUCUGUAAAGUUUCUACUUGUAAGGGGUUAAAAAUAUAUGGGAAUUUGGAUGACCGUUGUGCAUAUCAAGUGGGUUUAUUUUAAAGAAAAUAUAUUAGCUUUGUGUGGUGAGAACAACCCUGCAAGUUAAAUUUUUCCUUUGGUGGCCAUUUGGCAAGCAACUCUUUAGGUUUAGUUGCUAAAGGAAUUUUUUUAGGUGCCAAAAUAUAUAUCAAUAAUUGAGUUUUAAUAAUUGGUUAAUAAUUAAUUUGGGCUUAAGAAUGGUAUUGUUGAGCCAAAACAACGUCUCUAAAUGGUAUUUACCAUAUUCACAAGUGUAUACAGUAACUUAUUAUCCGUGCUGAGUAACAUCCAUGUCGUUUCUUCAAGUAUCAGUUUUCUCUGGUCACCAACUUGGCGACUAUUUUCUGAAUCAAGUUGCCAGUACCAAAAUGUUAGUCACCAUGGCACCUAAAGUUGUCGCAGCUUGGGGGGUUGGAAAAAACAAAACUGGCCUUAGGUGUCCAUAUUAAGCAUGUGUCUGUACAGUGGGAUUCCACUAUAACUUAAAAGUCUGCUCUUUCCAAAUUUUUCCAAGCCUUGUAGGACGAAUGAGAUGUGACAGUGAAUUUCAAGAGCCUAAAAGUAGUUUUUGGACGCAGCAAUUGUUUAACUUUGAAGCAGCAGACUCUGGCAGGUUUGUAUUUUCUUUCUCAUCUAACUUUGUUUGAUAAACUAAAUUGUAGAGACCAGUCGGGGGGGGGAAGAGACGGGGUCUGGGACCAAGAAACGAUGUUCUCAUAACUUGCAAAGAGGUCACCCAGCGUGGUGGUCAGCGGAUAAUUACAGUAUUUUCCCACAGUAAAAUAAUAUUUUUAGACUUUUUAGAAGCAAGAAGCGAACCGACAGAGGAAAUCAGAAAUGCUUAAAAAAUUGAAAAAAAUAAUAUCAUGCAUCUUUGUUUUUCUUGAAUAUCGUAUUUGUCCUUUGGUACUGAAAUGCGGGGGACACUAAAACGUAACCGUACUAGAUCUUAACCAACAACAACGCGCUCGAUGGGUUUAUUUAUAGGUUACAUCGUUUUUGCCGGGCAAGGAUAACUUGAUGCUGAUAAAAAUUACUGGAGCAAGUGUCAAAUUUAUCGGAAGCAAGUAUAUUCAAGAGAGCUUUAUAAAAAUGAGCUUACUGCUCUACAUAUCAUAACUGAAUACAAAUGAACACUUCAUAACAUUUCACUUCGUUUAUUUCGAUCAGUCAACACCUUGAAUCCAAAGUUAAAAUUCAAAACGAUCCUAAAACAAAUCACAACUACUACUGAAAGCUCUGUACCUUGAAGCGACUUUAACUGUCCAAAUGUUUCAGCAAAACACUGCUCGAUAACUCUGACAACUCUUCGGCGAAUCUUAGCAGCUAUACAGAGCUAUAUGUUGCAUAUUCCAAACUCUGCAAAGGGAAAUUGUUUAACAGAAAAAGAAAUUCACACACUAUGUCUGAAAAGCGACAUAAAAUCAAUAAAUUUGCGAAUUACCAAAAUAUAAUAGUGAGAAACAGUCUUCUCAAGACCGUUGAUCUAUGGUUUUUGACGUAAUGCGCAUGAUCAGUACACAAAUCCGCUGCCGAGACCCUUGCUGAUCGCUUUGCAAGUUGUGAGAACAUCGUUUGGAUUUCAUUUAAGAGAAUGUAUGGGAAGUAGCUUCCCCGCCCCCCUGGUAGAGACUUACAGUUCAGUUACAGAUGUGUCUCACCAAUCCAGUACAGUUGACACAUGAAAGCAGUUAAAUUUAUGCAUUGAGUCUUUUGUUUCUGAUCUUUUUCAUUGCACUGUCAGAGUACAACAUGUAUUAGCUGAAAGAUGGUACAAUGGUGUCAACUUAAUUUUACUUUAAAAAUUCUUAUAAGCUGGUCAUUGAAAACUGGUCACUGAACUCUACUUGAUAAGGUCACUUCCUGAUUGAACAACUGUUUUUGUGGAUAUAUAUCUUGCUGGAAUUUUGAAUACCUAGCAAAAUGUGCAGCCAUUUGACUGGAAAGGGCUAAAAGGCUGGUUGUUGCGUGCGAUAAACUCGAGAAUCACUCUUUAAUACGUAGGAAAAGGAAAGGAAAAAUAGCAUGAGCGAGAAGAAGGGAAGGAGGGUAAUCAAUCAAUAAUUACACUCAAAGUUUUUACAUUGGCUACUUUGGGGAUAGACGGGAUAGUUUUUGGCCAAAAAAAAACCUGCUCAAAGAAACAGGUGUAUUUGGUAGAACUUGUUUUGCAACAUUGCUACAAAACGAGUUAAAAAUGUAUGUUGUGCGUUUUACCACCCAUGUCACGUUCAAACCUGUUUUGCAGCAAACCAGGUUGUUGCAAGUUGCGUGAAUACUGCCUUCUGAUUGGAUAAAAUUAUGCGAAAGUCACGCCAUUCCCCGGAUUCACGUCACUUGCUGCAAAACAAGUUUGCCUUAGGCCGGUAAAACGCACAACAUGUACAGAUUUUGUUGCAAAAGGUAGAACUACUCUCUUCUUUCUGCAACAACCUGAUUUGUUGCAAGGCAGGUCUGAGUGGGUUGUAAAGCGCGCGACAUCGCUACUCAACUCGUUUUGCAGCAAUUUCGCAAAACAAGUUGCGCGUUUUUUGUUGUCCGUUUAGACAGCUAGAUAUACAAGUCCGUGACAGAGAGUAAACUCACGAGACAAUCAUCUCUAAAAGUUAGGCACAGAAUAAUUUUGAACAAGAAAGAACUGAUGGAAGAAUAUAUGUCCCCAUGAAGAGUCAAUUUAACACAUAAUUUGUCAAGAAUCAACUACUUUCUUUUGAAAAACUUUCAGUUCUUUCAAACAGGAUAAUUUUAUUUAGCACAUUUGGAAACUCCUCCCCAUUACAAUAUUGUCAAAUUCUCUGAAAUUCAGACUUAGCUUAUUGGCUUUAUUGCAAAAGAAAUAAUGUGACUGUGUACUCGUAAAAAGCCAAAUCUACGCCCCGCCGUGCAAGUCUUAUGUGCGAUAUCGAAAUGGCCAAUGUAAAAACGGGUAUUUCAAGUCGCAUUAUUUCCUGAAUGUUCAUUAAUUAUCAGAUGGGGUCACAGUGGAUACCGAGAGCUCUACCCAGAGGAGUUUGAGGGAAAAAGAAGUGACGAAACUCAGAAAUCCAAGAUAAAGAAAUCGAAAAAAGUUAAAAGGUAGGUUAAACUUGGCUCUGUUUCCGAUCUGUAACAAACAGCACGCAGUAGGCCAGUUUCGAAUUAUAAGAGUUCAUGCUUGACCCCGCGGCUGAGGGGUAUAAAGCAAAAAAAUCGCCUUUGUAAGGUCCUGAUUAGAGGCCUUUCGAUACUAAGACGGGUACGAUUACGAUUACCAGAUUUUCUCACUACUGAGUAGUGCUUGCGCGUGAACCAACGUCAUUUUGGCGGUAAAAAGUGGUAUCCGUCGUCAUUCUACAACGAGUUUUAGCGUGAGAUGUCGCCGGAAGUGACGAAAACAAGAUAUCAAAUGUUAGAAGUUUUAUCUUUUUGCGAUUGGGAGAGAACGUAACCUCCUUCACUAAAGAUAACAGUGCUAACUUUUCUGGUGAAAAAUGGUAAAAUGAAGCUUUCCGGAAAGUCUAUAUUUUGAGAAUACGCGAAAAAACUUUAAGUCAAUUCUCGUACUCAGUAGUCUUCCUCGUCCUCGAAUCUAAAGGCCUCUAAUAACAACUAGUACCGUGUAAAAGUACUGCUAAGGGAAAGUCGUUUGAAUGGUAGCAACAAAUAUUCCUUUUAAUAUUCCUUUAUUUACUCUCGGCAGUAUUUAUAGCACUAAUGCUAGUGGUGCCGAGCAAAUGACUGAAAUAAAUAAUUCAAGUAUAAUCGAAUAUAACAUGGUUAAGAAUAUCAACUAGCCGGAGACAAACCAGCUGGCUGUUUACAAGCGUGAUGGAGGAUAUGAACUCGCGCUACCGAGAACAAAUCCAGCUAGCGGUCAGGCCGGAACGUGAACUUGGAGCCUUCGAAUUGCAAGUCCAGCGGUCUAACCACUCGGCCACGCUGCCUCCUACGAUUUGAUCCGUAGACUCACAAGUUAGAAUCACCUUAUAAGAGCUCUUUCGUUCACUCCGGAGUUGAAAGGGUUGAUGCAAGUUUCGGAUCAGUUUAGACUGCCCACCUACCCCUCCCCUAAGCCAACAUCUCGUCCUAAGUGAGAUGUAUGUGUUAUUAUUUGCUUAGGGGAGGGGUAGGUGGGCAGUUUCUCAGAAACCUAAAUUAAUCCCAAGUUUCGCCCCAUGUUAGGGAAUCCGAUAAAUUUUUGCUCUUGGAAUCCGGAAUCUUGGGAUUUGGAAUUCGGAAUACAGCUCAAGGAAUCCGGGAUUCAACGAGCGAUUGGACCCCGGAAUCCAAGUUUCACUGACAAAGUCGGCAAUCCAGUACCUGGAAUCCGGAAUCCACGGGCUGGAAUCCAGAAAAGAAGACUGUCUUGGAUUUCCGUAAUUGGGGCGACAAGUUACUUAAAGGAGCUGUGUCACGAAAUUCAGCCAAAUUAGGAAAUUACAAAAUGCCCGCUAAAUUAAGAGAAGCAUAAAAAUAACCGCUUAAGACUUUAAAGGAAGGUUAAAGUAACAUAACAGAAACAACAGAUGCCACGGAUGGGCAAAACUGAAGAAGAUUCAAACGGAUUGAAAUUAGGGUUUUUGAAAAGUGUUCAGCCUAACAGUUUUUCAAAGUUGAUCCCUGCUGCUUGCAACUUGAAACGUAAUGCUCAGGAGACAUAUUUGUUAGCCUCGGAUUUUGUCAUUUACAUGUAAUUUCUUUGUAAUUGGCAAAAUUAAACAAAAUGAACUGGACUGCCGUGACACAGCCCCUUUAAACGGUCCGGUAACACAAAGAUACGCCUCUUUUCUUUGCAGAUCAGGAUCUAAUCGACACAGUGCAAGUAAAGAAAAGGGAAAGAAAGUGAAAGGCAAACGGAAUAAAACUGAGUCCAGCCCCGAGAUUUCUUGCGGAGAAAGUGGAGAAGGGUAUGAACGGAAAAGAAAGCGAAAAACUAGGAGAAGCCCCAGCGAAGAACGAGGUCUAUCGAACGAGAGGUUACGGAAGAAAGUAACAAGAAAGAAGACGGAGGAAACUUCUGAUUCCGAGGCUAGAAAAACUGACGAAGAGAGCAGAGAACGUUUGGACUCUGGGAUUAAAAGGAAAGGUAUUAGAAAAUAUAGAAUAUCAAGUAGAAGGCGUAGAAAAGGUGAAGAGCGAAUAAAGAAGAAAAAGGCUAGAGUAUUAAGCUCUGACGAAGAAAGUAGUGAGAAUUCUGAACGCAGGUCAAUAAUGAAACGAAAGAGAGGAGGAAGGCACAGUUCUGAAGAAAGCAGUUUAUCAAGUGAGUUAGAAGAGAAUGAAGGAAAAAGAAGGAGAAGAGAAUAUAGAGAAGACUUCAAGGAUAAAGGCUUUGAUGAAGAAAACGAGCGUGAUGAAGAUGAAGAAAAACAACAGGGAAGUAACGGAAGUGACGGUGAAGAACGUGGCUCAAAAAAUAAGGAAAACAGCAGUAGUAGACGAAAUGAAAGAGGGGAAUUUGGAGCUCAGAGUUCUGACGAUGAAAGCGAGAGUUAUGAACACCACAAAAGAAAGCGAGAGGAUGGUCACAGAAGAAAUAGGGAAAGGCAACGUGUUUCUAAAAGGAAAGAAAGCGAAGAUAGGACAAACCGAAGGGAAAGAAAGAAAUGUAUAACUCGAAGUUCUGAUGACGAAAGCGAAGAGAAUUUUAAUGGAGACAUAAGGCAACGAAAGGGAGGUCGCGGAAGAUAUGACAAAGAACAGCAUUUGUCAAAAAGGAAAGGAAAUGAGAGCACGGGACGAAAAGAUAGAGAGGAAUUUAGACAUCAAAGAUCGGACGAAGAGAGCGCUCAGGGUCGUGAUGCUGGAAGAAAGCGCAGUCUUGCCAAAAGAAAAGCUAGCGACUCGGAUGAAAAACAUUCAUCAGAUGGAAGGAAAGGAGAGUACAAAAGGAAGGACAGUUUUUUAUCAGAAGGGCAGAAGAUCGAAGUGCCCUCAAGCAAGGACAGAAAAAAGCGAAAUGAAAGAGAGCAAAGCAGAGGAAGUUCACGAAAACGAAAAAGAGAAAAACAUCGCCUGGAAAGUAUUGAUAGCGAUAGUGAAGGCGUAGACUUACAAUCAAGCAGGGACAGAAAAAAACGAAAUGAACGAGAGCAAAGCAGAGGAAGUUCACGAAAACGAAAAAGAGAAAAACAUCGCCUGGAAAGUAUUGAUACCGAUAGUGAAGGCGAAGACUUACAAUCACAAAGAAGGGGAAAAUAUCGAAGGAAGAAAGAGAAUUGA
Molecule: messenger RNA, 8315 nt
Organism: Porites lobata
Lineage: Eukaryota; Metazoa; Cnidaria; Anthozoa; Scleractinia; Poritidae
Source: the annotation of a GenBank genome assembly